AUGACACUGCUGCAGGCUGUCUGCUGCGCCACCGUCUCGCUCGGGCCUAUAGUAGCCAUCUACCAUGCAACUAGCUUAUCCGUGCAGACGGAAACUCGUCGGCUCAUGGGCCUCUCUACCCUCUUUUACUGCUUGUACUUAUUUGCAAAGAGCUUGCUGGUGGCCAGCAUCCUUCCGGCGACGUGCGAGGAAUUCUUCAUGUGCAGUGUAGUAGAGGACGUCGUCGCAGUCCUGAUGGAGCUUUUCGCUCUCCACUACAUUCUUGUAUCCAAAAAGGCACUUUCUUACGCAGCUGAGACACGGCUAAUUUGUGUUGGCCUCGGCUGGGCACUAGGACACGUUUUCUUCACGAAUGGCCAUUACAUCUUGAAAGGCCUGCGUGAUAGUACCGAUGAAUGCGCGAGCUCGUUGUUACUGCAUGGGUUGCUGCAAGGGGCCGUUGCGGCUUUCAGUCUUAUCAUUUACCUUUCGGUGGCCUCUCUGAUUUUCCUAUCCACGCGACGCCAUCGUCCCCUUCACUCACGCGUCACAUAUCUCGCUUUCGCCGCUCUCCUCGUUCCGUGGACCCUCACCCUAAGUGUCUGUUGUGGUGUCAGGCAGGGCCUAGGGUUGUCUUCAAGAGCAUCUCAGUUUCUUUUUGAAGAGAUUUCAGGCUUUUGCUGGCUGGCACUGCUGAUCCGCCUGUGCAUUGCGGUCUGUGCCGGUGUCUCGACGUACCUCAUAAUAAGGGAUAGACCCGGCACCCCAGGCAAGGGGUCCAAGGGAGGGGCUUUUUUCCGCAAGGUGGAGUGA
This is a messenger RNA of Cyclospora cayetanensis, 792 nucleotides long. RefSeq lists its product as uncharacterized. The coding region runs from base 1 to 792 and encodes 263 amino acids. The record is from RefSeq and is a predicted model, not a curated record. NCBI's taxonomy places the organism in Eukaryota, Apicomplexa, Conoidasida, Eucoccidiorida, Eimeriidae. The transcript is spliced from 8 exons.